Messenger RNA from Malaya genurostris, 2437 nucleotides. Its product is annotated as Na(+)/H(+) exchange regulatory cofactor NHE-RF1. Lineage: Eukaryota; Metazoa; Arthropoda; Insecta; Diptera; Culicidae. Gene Ontology annotation, biological process: protein localization to plasma membrane. Gene Ontology annotation, cellular component: apical plasma membrane. The transcript is spliced from 2 exons. The record is from RefSeq and is a predicted model, not a curated record. The coding region runs from base 596 to 1429 and encodes 277 amino acids. Gene Ontology annotation, molecular function: protein-membrane adaptor activity; protein binding.
GUAGAGACGCUAGUAUUGAAAAGACAGGUAACCGGUAUACUCGCGAUAUUGGAAUAGUCUUGAUCGAGUCCGCGCCGAUCUGUGUGACUCAUUGGGAUAUCUGAAAAAGAAAAAUAAUAAUAUACGAGAAAGCAAAGGAAAAAAGCUAAACCAGUGAGACCUCUAAUGUUCUCUAAAUUGCGUUCUUUCAGUGGUGCUUCGAACCCGUGCCUUGGUGUUCAUGUGUUAGUGAUCGCGGCGUUGAAGAAAGGUGAUCAUCGGACCUCUGUUCGUAGAGUUAAAUGAAUUGUGACUGCCCUUGGCUUUGAUUUGGCUUGCUUGAUUGAAGCGCGCGUGUGUAUGUAGGAAAAUUUCAUUACCGAUUAAUUGAUAGAAUUGGGACCUAUCAAGGCUGAUUGGAAUUUGAUUACCGAAGCUAAGAUAACUGCAGCGCUCUCAUAACCGAGUUGUAUACGCCUUACAGGCAUAGCGCCAGUACCCAGUCCGGAAUCCAGUAGUACCGACUAGUAGCAGCUGCUGAUAAGACGCUAGAGUGUGUGUCCGCGCACAUCGGCUAGGUGCAACAGCAACCAGAGAGAAGAAUAAAAGGAAAAGUAUGUCUACCAAGAACAGUUCAACCACAAAUGGUGGCACAAGCAAGUACGAGGCCCGUUUGUGUCACGUCGUUAAACGGCCCGAUUUCGAUGGCUAUGGGUUCAAUUUGCAUGCGGAGAAGGGUCGACCCGGGCAGUACAUCGGCAAGGUAGAUGAUGGAUCUCCGGCGGAAGCUGCGGGUUUACGCCAGGGUGAUCGUAUCAUAGAAGUCAACGGGACGAACAUCACAAAUGAAACUCACAAGAAGGUUGUGGAAUUGAUCAAAAGUAUCCCAAAUGAAACUAAAUUGCUUGUGAUCGACCCGCGGGCGGAUGCGAACGAAUUGAAAGCCGCCGCCGCCGCUGCCAAGAGCAAGAACAGUGGUGUUGAUGUAAAUGAUAACAGCAAACAGACGAUGUCAACCAAUCGGAAGGACAGUUUGAACGAAAAAUCCAGUCCGCAGUCUAAUCGGAACAAACAUGACGUCAAUGGAAGCAACGGUAAUGAAGAUGCUAACAACAAAAGAAACAGCAGCGCAAACAACAACCACGACACGGGUGCUAAUAAAAUGAUGUUGACAAAUGGAGACACGAAGAAACAGCAACCGGUGGAACAGAUCAUCGAAGACACCAAGUCCUUGUCCAUGUCAGCGAAGGUAGAAUCCAACGGCAAGCCAAUGGCAAAUGCAAAUGGAACUAAUGGCACCUCGGACACCGUCACCAAGGAUGGCCCUAAGCUGAACCUCAAUAUGACUGCGGCUGAGCUACGUGCUCAACUUGCUGCUCGAAAGAAGUACGACCCAAAGAACGACGUGUGUGAUUUGCGCAAAAAGUACGAAAUAAUUCAGAAAAUGUGAUAAAUUACUUGUUUUGGUAUGAUUGGCGCGAGUGCGGGCGUGAUAGAGACUCAAAGGAUACACCAGACACGUUUCACCUUGUUCGGUUAGUUACUUAACGAUAGUAGCACUUGCAUCCUCAAUGAAGGAUACGUAAAAAAGUACUUCAAGGACCACCCUACUGUGCGUGUGCUGCGGUGGGGCAGCACUGCUUUACUGUACAGAAAAAAAAUGCACUUAAUAACAUUCCUUCUCUCGCCAAUGCAACAGUAGGACAUAUUACGAUGAUUGUAGGAAUACUAACUUUUUUUUUAACUAGUUCACGGUUGAUAAUGCCUGAAUUACACAAUUUUCCACGAUAAAUACCCAAUACCAAUGCGCUGUUUCCUUUAAAUGGGUCGCGUCAUUGGAAUUUAAUCUGUAUAAACCGAGUAGAAAUCGAAGUCCGUUAUCAGCGUUUGUGUUGAUAACUGAUAAAGAUCACGAACUGUAAUGAGACAAUGGAAUAAAUUGUUCCACAGAGAGCGAAAGCGGAAAGAUAAAACACACUCACAAUGUACCCAAAAUAAAGUAAUUAGCAGUUGGUAGACCGUCCACCAACUUUUCAAACAGUUCCAGAUAUUUCGUAUUUGGCAAAUAACAGAAUGUGUUUUCGUACCGAAACUAAUACAUGCUUAUCGCUGACAAACAACUUAUUCGAUACAGUUCUACCUUACGAAAGUAGAAAUUUAUUAUGUUCUUCGAUACAAUCCCGAAGAUGGGUUUCAUUAGAAGGAGUGUUGAUAGUGAUGGUAAAAACAAACAAAAAGAUGGAUGAAUUACAAAAGGAUGCUAAAUGAACGGUGACAAAAGAGUGAGGUAUUGAAAUGAUACAAGAAGAUGAAUAAUGUGCCAAAAUUUUAAAAAAUUACCAUAUCCGAUAACUAAGUUCUUCUUGCGAACAAUUGGAGUGAAAUUAUUCUGGGUUGCAUAAAAAACACUGAUACGUAUUACACAUGAUUAAUAAAAUAUAUUUAUAGUCUAGACAUA